GAUAUUCGGUAAUAUUACGUCCAAAGCAAAUAGGUGAAUAAUCGUUUUCCUUUAAAUAAAAAUAUAAUGUAUAUACGAAUUUACCAAAGAAAAUAUCAUUUGGUUGAAAUAACAACAAAGUUCACUUGUGCACUGGCAUUAAUUUAUAUAUGCCUGCCGCAUCGUUUUGCCUCGCACUAUAAUUACCUCAGCUUAAAACAGAUUGAAAAUGCUCUGGUGUCGCAAGUCACGCACAAUAUUACACUUCAACAUCUAGACGAAUGCAGUUACGGCGACAUCCUUGCAGAAAAUCGUUAUAUGUAUAGAGCACAAUAUCGUGAAGAGAUAUUGAGAAGUGAAGAAAUAUUAUCGGGUGGGGAAUACUAUCCGGAGAAGUGCCGAGCACGCUUCAGUACAGCGAUUAUAGUGCCUUAUAGGCAACGUGAGGAACAGCUCCAUUCCUUCCUUAUUUAUAUGCAUAACUAUUUAAGACAUCAGCGUAUACAUUAUCGCAUCUUUUUGAUAGAACAAUAUGAUCAGAAGCCAUUCAAUAGAGCGAAGCUUUUCAACAUUGGUUCUAAUAUAGCUGCUGAAUACGGUUUUCCCUGUUUGAUAUUUAGCGAUGUGGAUUUAUUGCCAUUGAAUUUAGGUAGUCUAUACGUCUGUACUCAAUUACCACGUCAUAUGUGCUCUGCAUUGGACAUGUGGCGUUUUAAUUUGCCUUAUACUGGUUUAUUUGGUGGCGUGGUGUCUAUACGUACCGAACAGUUCCGCGUAGUAAAUGGUAUGUCCAAUUUGUAUGAAGGUUGGGGUGGUGAAGAUGACGAUUUCUACGAACGUUUGCAAGCGCGAAACAUAGAUAUAUGUCGUUUUUCUCCAGAGCUUAGCGAGUUCACCAUGCUACGACACAAGCCAGAAGAGAAAAAUGAAAAUCGUGUAGCCUUACUGCGUGCGGGCGUUUUGCGUCACAAAAUGGACGGUCUCAAUUCUUUAAUGUAUGACGAAAAAGAAAGGCGCAUCCAUAGUUUGUUUACACAUAUAUUAGCUGAGACAUAAACUUGGAUUGGAACGAAAUUUAAAGAGCAAAUGACCAUCUAGUCUGUUUUUUAUUAUGUUAUUGUCGCUACGUUGAUUUAAUGGCUUGGAGUAUAUCAAUAGCAAUGUAUUUUUUCUAAGCACGCUUUUGGUAAUAACUGCCCUAAAUUUUAUGUAUAUUCGAGUUGAAAAAUCAAAUGAGCGUUCAGUUUUUUUCUAUUUGAUUUAGUGUUAUUAGAUAUAUAUCAAAUGAAGUGAAGACUUUUUAAAUUGUUUUAGAUUUGAAAAGUGAUAUCGGUUACGAUCUGUCUAAGGUUCAAAAUCAGGGUAAUCGAAACGAAAAACUAAUAAAAAUUUUUAAAAUAAGAUUUAAUUUUUAAUAAAGAACUUAACUAUUAACGCCUGGGACAAGAUAGAUGUAACACUAGAUUUACCCAGCACAGCAAAAACAUAUAUCAAAUCUUUUUCUGGGACACGCCCACUUUGGCAUUUCUAGAUGUGGUAUAUCUAUUUUUUAUUGAAAACCGCGGAAUUUGAAAUUCAAGCAAGUUUUGGCGCUCCGAACUGUGUAGAGAGCAUAGAUUCGUCUAAAGAACUACUAACAGCUGAACGUCUUAUAUGUUUCCUAUGGAUAACUACUUUCGAUUUCGAGCAAUUCUACGCAGUAUUUGUUUGCAUCUAUUAUUUGGUUUGAUGUACUCAAUAACGAUUUUUUUAUUUUUCUCAUUGAUGAAACUAUUAAAAGAAAGAUUUUCUAAAAGGUUUCUGUAACUUGUUUCACGAAUGCAUUACAGUUCUUGUUUAAGGAUUAUUUUGGUUUGGCUUGAUAGUGUAAUGACCCCCUCAUUCCACAAGAUAAGGCUCAAAAUAACAUUUUUUUGAUCUCAGAACCUCAUUUACCCCUUUCUAGAAGAUGCAGAAAAUGCAAACUCUGAACCAUAACUUUGAUAAGCAUUGAGUUUACCCUCAUGGAAAGGGGAAAUAUAACUUUGUUGGAGCUGUGCUCAAAAGGUGGUAAGAAAGAAACAGCAUCUUCAAAGCAAAUCAAUGCAGACAGCUUAUUCCAAGAUAUAUUAACAGAUAAGCAGAAAAACCUUAUAGUAAUGUGUAAGUGAAUAAAAUGAUAUCGGAAGAGACCACGCGGAUACUAUCAAGGAUCCAUGAGACCUGCAAGGCGUUAUUUGGAAUUUUAAUCACCUUAAGCUUACUACCGUCAAUAGGCAAGAAGACACUUAAAAUUAUAAUAUUUGUCUCAUAGUUAUCAUUGAGGUAAACGAAGUUCAUUGCAAACCUACUAUUUUCAUUGUUCACAUCUGUUCACAAGAGGCCCGAGAUUCAAAUUUUUAUAUGAAUAGUGUGUAAAUGAACUGCUGUGUUUAUUUUUAUUUAAUUACUUUGCAAUACCAACCUACAAAUAUAUAUUUUGCAGCAUAUCAUGCAUAAUUAUGCGGAUGUGCUGCUUAGUACUAGUACUUAAUAUGUCAGAAGAUGUACUGAAAGCAUUUUAUGCUGUUCUUCGUAAAUGAUGGUAUUUCAAAGAGAAAAUUCCAAUAGCUUUUACUAAAUGGAGUUCGUCUCUAAGCUGUUUACUAAAAGUGUUUAAUUAAUUAAAAAAAGACCCUUUACUACCUUUUACAGUCAGUUUGUACAAAUUUUUGAAUACAAUUUAAAAUGCAUAAUUAUGUAACUAAGGUGAAUACAUAAAAUAAUACAUUAUAUUGUGAUUAUUGUUGUGUUAUUCUAUAAUUUAACUACUUUAAUUAAAAUUCAUAAACAUUUUUAUUUUGAAAAUUUUUUGUUUUAAAAUUUCACUUAAUUUU
Messenger RNA from Glossina fuscipes, 2834 nucleotides. Its product is annotated as beta-1,4-galactosyltransferase 1. The record is from RefSeq and is a predicted model, not a curated record. Bases 67 to 1035 code for a protein of 322 amino acids. Gene Ontology annotation, molecular function: N-acetyl-beta-glucosaminyl-derivative 4-beta-N-acetylgalactosaminyltransferase activity. The transcript has a single exon. NCBI's taxonomy places the organism in Eukaryota, Metazoa, Arthropoda, Insecta, Diptera, Glossinidae. Gene Ontology annotation, biological process: carbohydrate metabolic process; glycosphingolipid biosynthetic process.